This is a messenger RNA of Octopus bimaculoides (California two-spot octopus), 3201 nucleotides long. RefSeq lists its product as uncharacterized. Gene Ontology annotation, biological process: carbohydrate metabolic process. Gene Ontology annotation, molecular function: hydrolase activity, hydrolyzing O-glycosyl compounds. The record is from RefSeq and is a predicted model, not a curated record. NCBI's taxonomy places the organism in Eukaryota, Metazoa, Mollusca, Cephalopoda, Octopoda, Octopodidae.
AGUCCGCGGCCAUAGCAUUUUCUGGGCGCAGCCGCAAAUGCAGCAAAAUUGGCUUCGAAAAUUAACCGCAGAGCAACUGAAAUAUCAAAUGAAAGAGCGAAUGCAGAAUAUAAUGGUUCGAUAUCGUGAUAGAGUUAUCCAUUGGGAUGUUAACCACGAAAUGUUGCAUGGCCGUUUUUACCGUGAACAAUUACAGAAUAACUCUGUUCCUGUUUGGAUGUUCAAACAAGCACGGGUGUACGACAAGAAAGCGAAGCUGUUUCUAAAUGAUUACGACGUCAUAACGCAAGGAGGGAGAUGUGAGGAAUAUAAAGAUUUUCUUAUAUCACUAAAAAACCAGGGCUGUGAUAUUGGAGGCUUGGGUGCCGAGGGCCAUUUUUCAGAAUACAAUCCACCCGAACCAGUUUUAUUGAAGGCACGUCUGGAUGAAUUAUGGCAGCUGAAAAUUCCCAUUUGGCUAACGGAAGUCGAUAUCAUUGACAAAAUACCCGCAUCCAGAGCAGAGAAACUGGAAUACGUUCUGAGAACUGGUUUCAGCCAUCCGGGAGUCGAAGGAAUAAUUCUAUGGGGAUUUUGGGCGGGAAACCAUUGGGCAGGAGAAAGAGCUUCGCUUUGGGACAAGAAUUGGCGUAUAAACGAUGCAGGGAUUCGGUUGCUUUCUUUAAAAGAAGAGUGGAAAACAAAACGCGUGUGGGACGGAGUUAAUUCUCAUCAGCGUUAUCAUUUCCGUGGAUAUCAUGGUAGCUAUGUCGUUCGCAUUCAGUCUGGCAAUGAAACAAAGGAAGCUAAGUUUGAUAUAGUACCCGGAGAUGGGCGGCAAACUGUGAAGAUAGAUUUCUCAGCCCCACCUGCCACAUCUCCAGAUAUCGCAACUCUGGAAGGUUCACAAAUGAAGACUCCAGACCUAUUGAGAGAAACUAAAAAUGCAUCCGAAAGAACUAAUAAAGACAAUUCUUAUAUUGGCUGUUAUAAAGACGGCCCUCGAAGGGCAAUGGAUGGCUUUUUCUAUACUGAUCAUAACUCAAUGACAAUAGAAAAAUGUCUAAGUGAAUGCAGAAAACGAAAUUUCUUCUUUGCCGGCCUGGAAUGGCGCUAUGAAUGUUUCUGUGGCAAUUCAUAUACAAUGUAUGGCCCUAAAAAUGAGAGUUGGUGCAAUAGACCUUGUACUGGAAAUACAUUGCAGAUCUGUGGUGGCGGAUAUAGUUUAUCUGUUUAUGUAGUGAAAUCGAAUAAAUCAAAUGAAUCCAACAGCACCACAAGUUCAGAUACCCUCCAAAAAACAACCAAAUCGACUGCUUUACCGAAGAUUUUCACAACACCCAGUGAUGUGUUAGAAGACAAUUAUUCGAACAACACAGACAAUUAUACUAAUGAAGCAAGAACUAGAGCUACACUAUUGGAAGACGAUCCAAAUAUCUUGGCGACUUUCAAAACUGGGAAUAGCACAAAAGUGGCAUAUAUUGGGUGUUUUCCUGACAACGACCCUCCACGUGCAUUAGAUGGCCGCCAAAGAUAUGUGACUACGAAAAUGACAUUGUUUCUCUGCUUCAGCCAUUGUUCUAGUUUCAAAUAUGCCGGCCUUCAGAAUUCAAUGGAGUGCUACUGUGGUAAUACAUAUGACAGAUAUGGAAGUCUUCAUGCUGAUCAGUGGAAAUGCAAUUCACCAUGCGCAGGGAAUGCGAGUGAAAUUUGUGGUGGAAUCAUGCACAACUCUGUUUACCGGAGAGAAAAUUACGACAGAGAAAGCUUAACACUAGAAGGAACUUAUCUUGGCUGCUGGCAAGAUUCUUUACCAAAGAGGACUCUCCAGGGAAGUGUCUUGACAUCUGACAGUAUGACUAUCGCACAGUGUUUGACAUUUUGUGUAAAUAAUGAUUACGUUUAUGGUGGUUUACAAUUCGGCAUGCAGUGUUUUUGUGGAAACCAUUACCGCUCUCGUCAGCUUCCUGAGAUAAACUGUAAUGAGCGGUGUACAGGAGAUAGUGCUGCUUUCUGUGGAGGAAGUAUGGCAAACACUGUUUUUCAUGUUCAAGAAUACAGAAACAAAACUUCAUUGAAAACAGUUAGUGGAAAGGAGAAGCUUCAAACAACUUCGGUCCCACCAAAGGAGGCUCAACCAACAUACACAACCUUACCAAUUCAAAAUGACGUUAAUGGAUCAUCUGUCCUCAAGAAAGGAACUUACAUUGGUUGCUAUAGAGAUCGAGACCCCUAUAGAGCGAUGAAUCGAACCCAACGUUAUGUUGCUGCCAGAAUGACAGUUGAGUUGUGUAUUAAACAUUGCUCUAAGUUUCGUUAUGCAGGACUGCAAUAUGGCACAGAAUGUUUUUGCUCAAAUAAUUACGACAGAUACGGAAAGUCUGGUUAUUGCUGGGCAAAGUGUUCUGGAAAUACAUCGCAAAUUUGUGGCGGAAAUCUAGUAAACAGUGUUUACAGCACCGGAGAAAUUGGAAGUUUUGGAGUUUAUGAAGGUUCUUAUCUCGGUUGCUGGUUGGAUGACAACCCAUUCGGAAACAUGGAAGGUUCUAGUAUCCGCAUUAGAAACAUGACUGUUGACGUGUGUUUGGCAUUUUGCAGGAUAGAAGGAUAUGAUUUUGCUGGUUUACAAAAAGGAUUGGAAUGUUAUUGCAGAAAUAAGUACAAAACCAUUCUUCAAGCUGAAAGUUUCUGUUACCUUCCUUGUUCGGGAAACUCCCUUGCAGCAUGUGGAGGGCAUUCGAGAAAUUCGGUAUUUUCAGUUACAGGAAAAUAUUAAAUUUCGUCUUUAAAUUCUAUAAAUAUUACAACCAAAACGUGAAAUAUAAUAUUAAACCUUACCGAUAUAUCUUUAUCAGUAUAUUUGGGUUAUUAUUGUUAAUGAAUAUUAUUUCAACAUUAUGAACAUUAUUAUAAUGUAUGAUAAUCCACAGCUCAUAUAAUAUUAAAUUCUUUGCUGAAUAGCUCGGAGUUCGAAUUCGAAGGAGUUUGUUCAUUCCUCCCGGUUCGAUAAAAUUAUAACACAAUAAAAUACAGAUCCAAAUCAAUUGAAUAUUUCACUUUUACAUAAUUUACCUCGUGCCUAUCAAAAUAUGUUAUAUUACUCUAUAAAUAUAUUUUCUCAAGGAACAUUUCAGCAUUGUCUAAUAAAGUGACAAUUGUUUCUUGUCAGACCAGUUUUCAUUUCUUUAUUAAUCUAUUUAUUUAUCAUUUCUGGAGCGUAUG